CACAACUAACUCUUCCUCUUCACACUGAAUCUGAAACUAACCACAGUGGUGGCGCUGUGGUCUUCAAACUCUUCUUCUUUCACUUCCUCUUAGAUCUCUCGCCACCGUAAUCCAAUGGCCGGUAAAGGAGAAGGUCCAGCGAUCGGUAUCGAUCUCGGAACCACCUACUCUUGCGUCGGUGUCUGGCAACAUGACCGUGUUGAAAUCAUCGCCAACGACCAAGGUAACAGGACCACCCCGUCCUACGUCGCCUUCACUGACACCGAACGUCUCAUCGGUGAUGCCGCCAAGAACCAGGUCGCCAUGAACCCCAUCAACACCGUCUUCGAUGCGAAGAGGUUGAUUGGUAGAAGAUUCAGUGAUGCCUCUGUUCAGAGUGAUGUGAAAUUGUGGCCAUUUAAGCUCAUUCCUGGACCUGCUGAUAAGCCGAUGAUUGUGGUUGACUACAAGGGUGAGGAGAAGCAGUUUGCUGCGGAAGAGAUCUCUUCUAUGGUGCUUACCAAGAUGCGUGAGAUUGCCGAGGCUUACCUUGGUGUUACUAUUAAGAAUGCUGUUGUUACUGUGCCUGCUUACUUCAAUGACUCUCAGCGUCAAGCGACCAAGGAUGCUGGUGUUAUUGCUGGUCUUAAUGUCAUGAGAAUUAUCAAUGAGCCUACUGCUGCUGCCAUUGCUUAUGGUCUUGACAAGAAGGCAACCAGCGUUGGUGAGAAGAAUGUCUUGAUCUUUGAUCUUGGAGGUGGUACCUUUGAUGUUUCUUUGCUGACUAUUGAAGAAGGUAUUUUUGAGGUGAAAGCAACAGCUGGAGACACUCAUCUUGGUGGUGAGGAUUUUGACAACAGGAUGGUGAACCACUUUGUUCAGGAGUUCAAGAGAAAGAACAAGAAGGACAUCAGCGGUAACCCCAGAGCACUCAGGAGGUUGAGGACAGCCUGUGAGAGGGCGAAGAGAACUCUGUCAUCUACUGCCCAGACCACAAUUGAAAUUGACUCUUUGUAUGAGGGAAUUGAUUUCUACUCCCCCAUUACUCGUGCCAGAUUUGAGGAGAUGAAUAUGGAUCUCUUCAGGAAAUGUAUGGAGCCUGUUGAGAAGUGUUUGAGAGAUGCAAAGAUGGACAAGAGGAGUGUCCAUGAUGUAGUCCUUGUUGGUGGUUCUACAAGAAUUCCAAAGGUUCAACAACUUCUGCAAGAUUUCUUCAAUGGAAAGGAGCUGUGCAAGAGCAUUAAUCCUGAUGAGGCUGUUGCUUAUGGCGCUGCUGUUCAGGCUGCAAUCUUGAGUGGUGAGGGUAAUGAGAAGGUUCAAGAUCUUCUCCUUCUCGAUGUUACCCCUCUCUCACUUGGUUUGGAGACUGCUGGUGGUGUCAUGACUGUCUUGAUCCCUAGGAACACUACAAUUCCAACUAAGAAGGAACAGGUCUUCUCAACAUAUUCUGACAACCAGCCUGGUGUUUUGAUCCAGGUCUUCGAAGGUGAGAGAACAAGGACUAGAGAUAACAAUUUGUUGGGAAAAUUUGAACUUUCAGGCAUUCCUCCUGCUCCCAGAGGUGUUCCCCAGAUUACAGUGUGCUUUGACAUUGAUGCCAAUGGUAUCUUGAAUGUCUCUGCUGAAGACAAGACCACCGGCCAAAAGAACAAGAUCACCAUCACCAAUGACAAGGGUAGACUAUCCAAGGACGACAUUGAGAAGAUGGUUCAAGAGGCUGAGAAGUACAAAUCUGAGGAUGAGGAACACAAGAAGAAGGUCGAGGCCAAGAACGCCUUGGAGAACUAUGCAUACAACAUGAGGAACACCGUGAAGGAUGAGAAGAUUGCAGGAAAGCUUGAUUCAGCUGACAAGACAAAGAUCGAGGAUGCAAUUGAGCAGGCCAUCCAGUGGCUAGAAAGCAACCAGCUUGCAGAGGCAGAUGAAUUUGAGGACAAGAUGAAGGAAUUGGAAAGCAUCUGCAACCCAAUCAUCGCAAAGAUGUACCAGGGUGGUGCUGGUGGUCCUGAUGUGGGUGGUGCAGCUGAGGAAGAGUAUGCUCCUAGUGGUGGAAGUGGUGCUGGCCCCAAGAUUGAGGAAGUCGACUAAAUCUAGUUGCUUUUUACCUGGUUGUGCUGCAUGAUUUAUAUUUUCAAGUUACGUGUUUUAUCUGCAUGAUUUAUAUUUUCAAGUUACGUGUUUUAUCUAUUUUUCGUUUGAAUUGAACUGGUUGGUCUCGAUUUGAAUCUGAGACCUUUUUCGUACUAUUUGCUUAUGUCAGGUCACUUUACUUUUGACAAUUGUUAUUGUUUGAUGCAUUUCAAUUGGACGGAGGGUAAUAUUUAUCUA
Messenger RNA from Lotus japonicus, 2307 nucleotides. RefSeq names its product heat shock cognate 70 kDa protein 2-like. Gene Ontology annotation, biological process: cellular response to unfolded protein; protein refolding. The record is from RefSeq and is a predicted model, not a curated record. NCBI's taxonomy places the organism in Eukaryota, Viridiplantae, Streptophyta, Magnoliopsida, Fabales, Fabaceae. Gene Ontology annotation, molecular function: ATP hydrolysis activity; heat shock protein binding; ATP-dependent protein folding chaperone. The transcript has 2 exons. Gene Ontology annotation, cellular component: cytoplasm. Bases 115 to 2067 code for a protein of 650 amino acids.